Thunnus maccoyii (southern bluefin tuna) is the source of this 3467-nucleotide messenger RNA. RefSeq names its product RAD17 checkpoint clamp loader component (gene rad17). The transcript has 17 exons. Gene Ontology annotation, cellular component: Rad17 RFC-like complex; nucleus. Gene Ontology annotation, molecular function: DNA clamp loader activity; chromatin binding. The coding region runs from base 148 to 2082 and encodes 644 amino acids. The record is from RefSeq and is a predicted model, not a curated record. NCBI's taxonomy places the organism in Eukaryota, Metazoa, Chordata, Actinopteri, Scombriformes, Scombridae. Gene Ontology annotation, biological process: mitotic DNA replication checkpoint signaling; DNA repair; DNA damage checkpoint signaling.
UUGACGAAUUCAGUCGCUGAAUACCCGAACAAAAGUGUGAAGUGACGGGAACACUUCACAUCCUGCUUCUGAUAUUUCAAAUGGUCAAAUGUGGCUCCUAGUUCUUGGCUGAACUGUUGCCCCCAAUGUGAAGCACCACGACCGAGAAUGAGCAAGCUUUCCCUGGGAGAUAAAGCUGCUUCAAGCAAAGUGAGCCGCUGGGUGGAUCCAUCCUUCACAGAUUUGCCAGGGGAACGCUUUUCUCUGUCUGGAAGGAUGAAGGGCAGCCAGGUUUUGUGCUCCAAGGCUGAACCAAAGAGACCCAGGAAGAGGAAAGGAGAGACCGGCAGCUCAGACCCUCAUGCGUCCCACCUGCUUAAAGAGUCAGCCCAGAGGGACCAAGAUGAACCUUGGGUGCACAGAUACUUGCCCUAUUCAAAGGCUGAGCUAGCUGUCCACAAGAAGAAGGUAGAGGAAGUGGAGAACUGGAUGAGACUUCACACAAACACACUGAAGGGUGGUAUCUUACUGCUGACCGGACCAUCAGGCUGUGGAAAGACUGCUACAGUCCAGGUUUUGUGUCGGGAGCUGGGCCUGAGGGUUCAGGAGUGGACGAACCCCACCAGUCUGGAGCCUUACACCAGCAGUCAGCAUGUGUGGAGGAUGAACGGCUUGUCCUGCACUUCCCAGUUAGCCCAGUUCCAGGAGUUCCUCCUCAGGGCCAACAAGUACAACUGUCUGAAGAUGGUGGGUGAUGGUGGAGUUACAGACAUCAAGCUCAUACUGGUUGAGGAUUUCCCAAACCAGUUCUACCGGCAGCCGGGCAGCCUGCAUGAUGUCCUGAGGCGUUUUGUGAAGACCAGUCGAUGUCCCCUGGUGUUCAUAGUGUCAGACAGUCUGAGUGGAGACAGUAGCUCACGCUUUCUUUUUCCUAGAGACAUCCUGGAGAAGCUGGACAUCAGCAGCAUCAGUUUUAAUCCAGUGGCUCCAACUACAAUGAUGAAGGUCCUGACUCGCAUUUCCACCCUGGAGGCAGGAAAGCAGAGCUGUGGGAGGAUAUGUGUGCCAGACCAGGCAGUACUGGAGAUGCUGUGUUCAGGAAGCUCGGGAGAUAUUCGCAGUGCCAUCAACAGCCUGCAGUUUUCCUCCCUCCCAGACACACCAUUGGAAAAGGGGCUGUGGAGGGUGAUGAAGGACAGACCUGUGGCUUCAUUGGGCAAAGCUGUUUACAGAACAAACCAGACGAAGAAUAAGUCCACACAGGCAAAGGAGCGGGAAGAAGGGCAGGCUAUAGGAGGGAAAGAUGCUUCUCUGUUCCUGUUCAGAGCACUGGGAAAGAUCCUGCACUGCAAACGAGGGAAUCCUGAAGGUGCUGAAGGAGCUGAAGGUGCCGGUGGACCUGGUCUACCAUCUCACCUCUCUCAACAUUACAGAGAAGCAUUACUCAUAGACCCUGAGUUGGUUGUUGAACGGUCACACAUGUCCGGAGAGUUCUUCAACCUGUACCUCCACCAGAAUUACCUGGACUUCUUCUCUGAGGUGGAGGAUGUGGACAAAGCCAGCGAGUAUCUGUCUGAUGCUGACCUCCUUACUGCUGACUGGAUGAGUCGCAGCACCAUGGGGGAUUAUGGAUCCUCAGUGGCCACCAGGGGGCUCCUUCACUCCAACUCUCAACAAGUUGCUGUUGGCUUCAGACCUCUGCACAAACCUAACUGGCUGCUGGUCAACAAGAAGUACCGGGAGAACUGCCUGACUGCUCAGUGCCUGUUCAGGAGCUUCUGUUUGACACAAGUCAGCCUCCAGACUGAACUACUGCCAUACCUUGCCAAACUCACCAACCCCAUGAGGAACCAAGCUCAGAUAGCUUUUAUCCAGGACGUGGGUAACAUGUCGCUGAGGAGGUUCCCUGGCAGGUUAAAACUGGAGGCUCUGACAGACAAAGAGCACGGCCAGCUCGAGUUAGACAGCAUGGAGGAGGAUGAGAAAGAGGAGGGUCAGGGAGGAGGUGAGAAGGGUCUGCCAGCCAGUCAGCCCCAACCCACUACAAGCCAAAUCCUUCUGGAGGAGGAGGACCUGAUGAUAGUGGAAUACAACAGUGACUAACACACACAGUCAUGACUUACAUCCACACUGUCAUACUGUGAGACUGUUUCACCUUUUCAUUGUCAAGUUUUGUUGUCUUGAUUUUUUUUUAUUGAGUGAUGGGCCUGUAUGGAGGAGGACUGGGGUUAACUAAUGCAUUCAGAUCUGAGAUUGAUUUUAGCAAUCUGAGGAAAAACAAGUCUGUUAUGAGUUCUGAGAUUAAUAACACAAUUCUGAGACUAAACUUGGUUCACUGUCACUUUUCUCUCUUUAAUCUUGAAGUCUUUUGACUUUUUCUUAAUUGUAAGAUUGAUCUUAGAAUGCAAAUAAUGUUUCCACAUGGCCCUGAUCCUCUGUAGUGUAAUGAUGACUGAAGCUCUGAUGUCCCCAGUAUUGUUGCCUCAUUGAGGUGACAUCUGCACAGGAUAUGAUCAUUUUUCAAACAAACUUGUUUUCUUGUCGAAACUGAAUUGAAUGUGUCUCUGUAGCCUGUGUAGGUUUACACAGGAUCAUAAUACUAUUAAAGGAUAGGUUUACAGUUCCUCAAGUCUAUCUUAAAACAAUACUCAUCUUUUUGUUGAGUUUUUGGUCACUGUAAUCAUUCCCCCUGUCCAUAUUGGUUGUGAAGAGGCCCCCUCCUAAUAUGAUUCCAAUUUAAAUGAUGAGGGACAAAAUACAUUCUACAGUUCAGCUGAAGCUGGUAUGAGACUUCAGUCUGAGUUGGACCAAUCAUGUAGGUGUCUUCCAAAAUUAUUUUUUUUAGUAUGAAAUCCCUCUUUGUGUUUCCACAGUGUGUCCUUGCUGAGUGUAAUAAUAGUAACAAAAAGAGGGACUUUUAUACUAAGAGGACUGUAACUUUGGAAGACAUCCUCUUGAUUUGACUAAUUCAAACUGCUGAAGCCUUGUAUCAUAUCAUAUUAUUCUUAUACUCUGUGGAUUUUGUCCUCCAACACUUCCAUUGAAAUUGUAUUAGGAUUGGAUCUGUUGAGGGCCAGUACAGACAGGAGAAACAUUUACAGUCACCAACAACUCUUUAAACUUACUUAUGGGUGUGUGAUUAUAGUUUUAAGGCAGACUGAAAGAAUGUGAACUUGUCCUGUGAAAAAUGGGGAUUAAUUGUAAUAAUUUCCCAAAGUGACCCUCACAAUUCAGUUCUGCCAGUUGAAAUAUUGUUUUAAAUGUACGGUCAGCAUUUGUUUUUCCUACUUAAAGUAUUUUUGUUUAGCUGAGCAGCUGUAGAGAAAGGCAGGGUUCAUUAAGCCAGAUUGCUCAGUCUUUAACUGAGAUCCUUUUUUUACUGUUUCCUGUGGAUGGAAAAUAAUAAAUAUUACAUUUAAUGCUUAUUGAAGGAUGUAUUGUGUAAAUCUAAAUAAGAAUGUGAAUAAAAAAUAUGUGUGUAAACCUCA